Oreochromis aureus is the source of this 4571-nucleotide messenger RNA. RefSeq names its product cytochrome P450 2K1-like. The transcript is spliced from 11 exons. Gene Ontology annotation, molecular function: oxidoreductase activity, acting on paired donors, with incorporation or reduction of molecular oxygen, reduced flavin or flavoprotein as one donor, and incorporation of one atom of oxygen; heme binding; iron ion binding. The record is from RefSeq and is a predicted model, not a curated record. Lineage: Eukaryota; Metazoa; Chordata; Actinopteri; Cichliformes; Cichlidae. Bases 179 to 1783 code for a protein of 534 amino acids. Gene Ontology annotation, cellular component: cytoplasm; intracellular membrane-bounded organelle. Gene Ontology annotation, biological process: xenobiotic metabolic process.
UGAAUUGGCAUUAGUCUACAGAGUAAAGUGGUUAACGUCACCAAAUCGCUCUCAGACACCUUCAGUUAAUGACUGUUAGCUUCCGUCAUUGGAGGUUGCAACAGCUGAGUGGUGCUUCGAGCUAAUGCAUGUUCAGACUGAGCUGACCUAAAUUGCCUGCUGAUCACUCAGCAUUCCCAUGGCCUCCAGGGGCCGGGCCUGUGUGUGGAUAGCAAUAGUCUCCGUCGGCGAGGAUCUGAUUGACUGUUAUCCAAACAAGGUCAGUAUGGCUGCAAUGGAAGAUUUUUUACUAUAUCCCCCGAAUGUAAUAUCUCUGCUCGUCACAGUUGUGAUCCUACUUGCUUUCUAUCUAAUCUGCACCAUCCUUGCUUCUGAGAGAAAUUACCCUCCAGGUCCCACGCCACUGCCGCUGUUUGGCAAUUUGCUACAGUUGAAUCGUCAGCCGCUUCACAUUGCGCUCUAUGAGCUGUCCAAGAAGUAUGGCCCAGUAUUCACUGUCCAUUUGGGGCCCAAAAAGACAGUGGUGCUGGCAGGUUACAAGACGAUCAAGCAAGCUCUGCUGAAUGUUGAUGCCUUUUCAGACAAGGAAGUACUUCCAAUUAUUAGUGACUUAAAAUUAACUCAUGGAAUUGUUUUUGCCAGUGGGGAUUCAUGGAGAGAGAUGAGGCAUUUUGCAUUAACAAACUUAAAAGAGUUUGGAAUGGGAAAAACAGCAAUCGAAGAAAAAAUCAUAGAGGAGUCUGAGUGCCUGAUUGAAGUAUUUGAAGAAAAAAAAGGUAAAGCCUUUGACACUGCUGAGGCUGUGAGCUCUGCUGUUUCCAAUAUCAUCUGUUCGAUUGUUUAUGGUAAAAGAUUUGAAUAUGAUGACCCAGAGUUCAGAGUGAUGUUGAGUCGAGCUAUUAGGAAUACUCAACUCCUCGGCUCUGCUUCAGUGCAGUUAUAUAACUACUUUCCAAUGCUGUUCAGUUGGGUUAAAGCCCGCAAAGAGCUGAUAGAGAACGCCUUUGCUAAUAGAAGACAGAUAGCAGCAUUGAUCAAAGGCUUAGAGGACACCCUUGAUCCACAGAUGUGCAGAGGUUUGGUGGAUGCAUUUCUCGCUCGGAAGAUUCAGCUUGAGGCAUCUGGAAAUAUUGAUAAAAAUAUAAGUUCUCACUAUCAUGAAGACAACCUACUGAUUACUGUUGUCAACCUAUUUACUGCUGGCUCAGAAACUACAUCUACUACUAUAAGAUAUGGCUUAAUGUUUAUGGCCAAGUACCCUGGAAUACAAGACAAAGUCCAGGAGGAACUGGAUCAGGUAGUAGGAAAUCGCCAGGUCCGAAUGGGAGACAGAAAGAGCCUGCCGUUCACUGACGCUGUCAUCCAUGAAAUACAAAGACUGAUUAAUACUAUGCCUUUUAUUGUACGUUGCGUUUCACAAGAUGUCACCUUUCAGUCCUACUUCAUCAAGAAGGGAACCCCAGUGAUUGGUGUGCUUUCAUCAGCUCACUGGGAUGAGAAUAACUGGGAAAAUAGUUCCGCUUUUAAUCCAGCCCAUUUCCUGGAUGAGAAAGGCAAUUUUAGAAGGAGAGAGGCUUUUAUCCCAUUCUCUGUAGGGUCGAGGGUUUGUGCUGGAGAGAGUCUGGCCAAGGUGGAGCUUUUCCUUUUCUUUGCCUCCCUCCUCCAGCGCUUUCGAUUCACUCCCCCACCUGGAAUGACUGGAGAUGACCUGGAUCUGACACCAGUUGUAGGCUUCACCCUCACCCCUUUACCUCAUAAGCUCUGUGCCAUCAGCAGAGUUUGAAGAUUAAAAGUGUAGAACAGACAAAUGGUGUUUUUCUUUAACCAUUUUGGUUACACAAAACCACAAAGAACAAGCUGUUGGAGUUUGAUCUGCUUGUUCUUAUGAAAAGGUAUUGUUGUCAUCGUUAAAGCCUUAACCCUGAUUAAAACCAUGUUUGACACUGUUUUUGAACACACCUAUGAUAAAUUGCCUGAGUGGAGUUCUUAAAAUUUGGCUACAAACACCAUGAAAUCAAGGAUGAAUUAAUUUGAUUUUGGUGGUCAAAAGCCACUGUAACCUCACAAAACAUUUUUGGCAAUAUAUCAAGAAUUCAAUCAAGAAGCAAGGAUAUUUAUAUUAUCCCUAAAGGACAAUUUGUUGUUCAGACAGCAGAAAUCACACAACCAUCAAGCAAAAUGCAAUAAAUGUACAAAAAAAGCAGGAGUAAGAGCAUAGCAUUGUAUUCAACAGACCAGUCGCAGCAGGGACAUUGACUUUUUCAGUGUAUUUGUCCUGGAUGUUGCACAUACAAUGUUUGCAGUUAGGUGGAAGCAAUGUAAAUCUGUCCUAACUUCAAAUUCCUAAUCUUAUGCGUACAGCUCAGAAAGGUCAUUCAGGGUCAUACCUACAAUUCUGCGAUAUCUAGACAGCAAAUGGGAGCAUAUUUAAAAUAUUUGUUUAAUUUGACACAUUUUACUGCAUCUAUUUCUACUUUCUUUUAAUUUUUCUCUCUUAGCUUUUCAGGUUGACCUUUUUUCCAUGUGUAUCAAUCAAUUCUUCCACACUGAACUCUGUUCAACAAGAUACAUGAGCGCACGGUGAAGGUAGUGGAGGGGCCCAUAUUUGCAUUGGCCCAGCAGGCAAAUGCCAGAUUACCAGCCCUGGGUUCAGUGACGCUGUACUAGCUGAUCAAAGAGAUAAUAAUGCCACUCCCCUCAGCUGAGCUGUAAUGGUGGCUAGCUGUAUCCCUCUGCUGGUCUGGAGAUGUACAGUUGUGGUCAGAAAUGCACAUACGCUUGUCAUGAGGACAAAUGUCAUGGUAAAUUUCAGGUUUUGCAGAUUUCUUUAAACUUCUUUUAUACAUUAUUAUGAAUUAUUGUCAAUUUUCUCUAAUCCACACGGGGUCAAAUAUAUACAUAUAACCCCACUAAUAUUUAGUUAAAUAUUCCUCACGAAGCUCUAUUUCAACCAGAUGCUUUUGGUCGUCAUCAGCAGACCUCUGGCAUAAAUGUUGCUGGAUAUUUGACCACUCUUCUUUGGUAGAAGUAACUUUAAAUGAUUGAACUGGUUAAAUUGCUGCAGCCGUCUUUUUCUGCUCAUCUAAUUCAGGGUUACAGGGGCAUUCUAGAUGCCAUAGGGCGAGAAGCAGGGUACGCCCUGUACAGAGAGAGAUUUACGCUCACACUCACACCUACGGUCUCGACUUGCUGGCAGAUUAGAACCCAGGACCUUAUUGCUGUGAGGCAGCAGUACUAGUCACUGUGUGGCAUCCAUACCUCGCCAUUGUCGACAAAUGACUUCAUUUUUGUCUCAUCUGAUCCUAAAGCCUUUCUCCAGAAGACAUUUGGCUUGUCCAUGUGGGCAGCUGUAAAUUUCAGUCGAGGUGGAAGGUGUCGUUAGGGACCAGGGGCUUUUUUGUUGGUUGGCACACGCUCAGUACAUGCCAAUAUAAAACUCACUUCACUGUGGAUGGUGACACUGCCGUUCCAGCAGUUUCCACUUAAUAGCAGGCUUGAGCCUUGUAGUUUCUAAACAUCAUAACCAAUUUCCUCUCAUGUGGAGGGUGACAGUUUGAGUAUUCUUUCACUCUGGCAAAGUGGUUACGCAUCUGAAUAACUUAGAUACAGUUAUUUAAACUGAUAAUCUUGGAAUCUGCAUCUAUCUAUCCAUCCAUCCAUCCAUCCAUCCAUCCAUCCAUCCAUUUCGCUUUAUGCUACACAAAGAAACUGCCAGUUGUAGUGAAACAUGAUCACUAGGAAGAAGUUAAUAGGAGUUAAGUUAAAAGUUGUCAAGUUAAAAGACAUUGUGAAUGUAGUAUGUGCAUGUUUGGCCCUGUGUGGAUUAGAGAAAAUCCAAGAUAAAUUCAAACUGCAAACAAUUCUUGAUUUUUUUUAAGUCAUUAAAGAUGUAUGCAUUACAAUCAUUCCACCCUGAAAAAAAAAACACUUCAAAGAAAUCAUUAAAAGCCCAAUUACUACCCAUCUAUGCCCACGAUGACUACAACAAUCUAUGCCCACUAUGACUACAACAGUAUACAGCUUGUAUGGCUAAAAGCACCUGAUUUUUUUCUGUAAAAAAAACCAACAAAGUUUUACAGAAAGAAACAUUACCAGUAAUUUUUUUAGCAUAACAGUGAAAGUGUUGUCUUCUUCCUUUAUAUUCAAAAUAAGGCAGACACCCAAAACUCAUCACCAAUCUACAUGGCUAAAUACAAAUACCUACCACAGAAAAAAAUAUACACACAUCUGAUUUUGUCCUGAAUCGCCCCUUGUAAGAAUUACGUUUUUUUUAUUUAAGCAUUCUCAGUUUCAUAUGUUAGCUUGUCAUCUCUAACAUAGUGAAAUGGAAGCAUGCUUUGGAUCGUAAUAAGGUCCUUGUGUUUUUUAAUCAGUUUGCCCAGAUGUAUGAAAAUUAACAGUUGAUAAUGCCAGUCAUGGUGAUAUAAGAUAAACAUGUCAUUUAAAAUGUGAGAAUUAUUUAAUCGUUGCCUGUAGUAAAUACAAAUUAUAACAUUUACUAAAAGAUUGUAAUCAGUGUAUUAUAUUGCUGAUUGUACCCUCUCCCUUUGGAAAUAAAUAAAAAAAAUUGC